Molecule: messenger RNA, 4606 nt
Organism: Oncorhynchus masou masou (cherry salmon)
Lineage: Eukaryota; Metazoa; Chordata; Actinopteri; Salmoniformes; Salmonidae
Exons: 5
Coding region: 631-1137 (168 amino acids)
Biological process (GO): cell-cell adhesion; regulation of cell migration; integrin-mediated signaling pathway
Cellular component (GO): myelin sheath; focal adhesion; dendrite
Molecular function (GO): GTPase activator activity; integrin binding
Source: RefSeq, a predicted model, not a curated record
UAACAAUUCAUUUAAUUUUAGAAUAAGGCUGAAUUCUUUCCCGAAUGCACUGUAUCUACUUCAUACCUUGUACCUCUCUCUGCACGUUGGUCUUGUACUGGUGCUCUCUGUAUAUAGCUCCCUUCUUUUGUAUUUUAUUUUAUUCCUUGUGUUAUUGUUUUUAAGCUCUGCAUCGUUGGGAAGGGCUCUGAGCAAGUAUUUCAUGGUAAAGUCGAAAGCAGGUGUAUUAGGCGCAUGCGAGAAAUACAAAUUGAUUUGAUUAUACUAAUUUGAGUGUCGUGUAUUUAUGUUUACUGUUACCUCUAAUCUAUGAGACCAGGCUUGACUGCACAGCAGCCAUAUAAUCGCCCACGCCCUCCAUACUCUGGGACUGUAUCAGCAAAUGACUGUAUAUACGAAGGUAUCAGCACGCUAGGCGACUUCGCAUCUCCUUGCGGGAUAGCCUUUGCUGUAUCAGGACAGGACGUCACGGCUUUGACCUAGGGCAAAGAAGCACGAGUUACCCACUUCCAUCAGUAGGGAUGUAAGUCUAUACCACUAUUCACAGUGGUCUUUGUUGAAAUUUGGAACGCAGAGCAUCUGAACGUACUUCAGUUUACCGGGCCGAGCACGCACGAGCCAGCAGGUGCCAUGGAGUCGCAUCCCUCUGCCACCGCAUAUCUCGUCCUAGCAUUGGUCUCCACAACCUCUGGGUUCUUCUGGACUCCCCGGGGUCCUCAGAUGUACCCCUGCCUCACCUACAUGGAGCGCAACCUGCGGGUGGACUGUGAGUUCCCUGUGGAAGACAACCCUGUACACCUAGGCCCCUACUGCGAGUACAAGCAGGACAGCCGACUGGUGGGCAGCACCUACCCCAACGCUGUGUCCCUGGUGUCCACAGACAACCGGAGGAGGGCCAACGUGAGCCUGGUCAACCCCACCGUGUGUCGCCUCACCUGGGCUCCGAUGGCGGAUGAUAAGCCCUACACCUACACCUGCAGGGUGUACCAGGGGUCUACCUGGAAGGAGAACAGCAUGGCUGUACACCAGCGAAUUCUUCCAAUCUGUUCAGCCCUCGGCGUGAUGUUCAAUACCGGGCUAUUUCUUCUGUCCCUUGUGAUGUCACUUCCUGUAACUACGGGUCUCCUCUCUCCCUGACCUCCUUUCAAUGUAUAGAUAGCCAGAUGUUAUUAAAUGUUUUUAAACAGAUUUUCAUAUCAUUAUUAUAGUUCACAAUAAUAACUACAAUUUACUGAGAUCAUAGACAAUGUGUAAUGAGUGUGAAACACUGUUUUCUGACCACUUCAAUGAUCACUUCAAAAACUGAUCCAUCAGACUAGUUCUUAUUCUGUACUAUCUAUUCUCUAUACUUUAGGCUUUGCUUUUGGAGUAUCAGGUGAGAAUCCUAUCAAACAAUUUCUUUAUAUCAGUCAAACUUUCAGGACUUCCAGACUUUCACGCUCAUAUCAGCCCUUUGGCUCAGGGAUGCUAGUACUGGAAUGGAUGAUCAUAUCCUAAAGAGAUUCACAAUGGCUAUGUUUACACAGGCAGACCAAUAGUGAUAUUUUUCCACUAAUUGUUUUUUUAAACAAUCAGAUUAGUUAAAAGCAGCCUUUGUGUAAAAUAUAUAUAUAAUUAUAUAUCUUUAAAAAAAAUAUUAUCCUUUAUUAUUUUACCCUAACACUACCACCCCUCCCCUAAUUUGAGUAAACUAGUGUUCAACAACACUUAGGCUUCUACUUCCAGUUUAUACAUACUAUAUACAUUUUACGGACACAGUAUAUUUUAUAAUAGUUAUAUUUUGUUUAUUUCUGUCCCAUCCUUCUGCUACCCUCAACUCCUCCCAUCUAUCUCUGAAGACCAUCCAGUUUAGAUUUUUUAUUUGCCAUAUAAUUUUAAACUGUGCUGUUUCACAAAAGUUCUGAACCUAUAUACAUUGUACGGACACAGUAUAUUUUACAAUAGUUAUCUUGUUAUUUUUAGUACUACCCUUCAGCUUCAUUCAACCCCUCCCAUCUAUCUCUGAACACCCUCAAGUUUCAUUCUUCAGUACCAAAACAAAUUAUCUAAUGUUUCUGUCUCUUCACAGCAAAAUCUGCAGAGCUGGGAUGGUUGUAUAAUAAUUUAAAUUAUUUAACUAAGUUUUGAAUCCAGCGUAAUUUUAUGUAUCAGUUCAUGAAUCAUGAAUUCAUUAGGCCUAUGGAUUUUACAUGUCUGGGCAGGUGCACAGCCAUGGGUGGGCCUGCGAGGGCAUAGGCCCACCCACUUGGGAGCCAAGCCCACUCACUGGGGAGCCCCGCCCAACCAAUCAGAGUAUGUUUUUCUCCACAAAAGGGCUUUAUUACAGACAGAAAUACUCCUCAGUUUCAUCAGCUGUCCAGGUGGCCUUUUAUUGUCCCCAGCACAAGGUGCACUUGUGUAAUGAUCAUGCUGUUUAAUCAGCUUCUUGAUAAUACACGCCUGUCAAUUGGAUGGAUUAUCUUAGCAAAGGAGAAAUGCUCACUAAUAGGAAUGUAAACAAAUUUAUGCACAACAUUUGAGAGAAAUAAGCUUUUUGUGCAUAUGGAACAUAUUAGAUCUUUUAUUUCAGAUAAUGAAACACGGUACAAACAUUUUACAUGUAGCUUUUAUAUUUUUGUCCAGUGUAUAUUGCACAGCUGUAUAUUUUUUGCUCCGUAAAUGAAACUGGUCUACAUUUUUUAUUCAAUCACAAUUUUCAUUAACCAAUUUUGGUCUUUAAUGAAGGGUCGACAGACAAGUUUGCAAACGCAGCCUUUGUGAAUCUCUUUAGGACAUGAUCACCCAUUCCCAUUGUAGCAUCCCUGUAGGAUUGACGAGAUAGUGGGGGGUGAAAAGUGAGGCCAACACUACCGUAUCAGAGUGUGUAUUUGGUUCACAGCCCCUGAUUCUGGGGCACUUAAAGCUGCAAUAUUGUAUGUAACUUUUUGGGGGACCCAACCAAAUUCACAUAGAAACGAUUUCUAUGCUUCCCGUGCUCAUUUUUGUAUCUUUUACGUUUGGUUAUGUACACCAGCUAUAAAGAGCUGAUUAUACAUUAUUUUUUUCAGAUGGUACAAUGAUUAUCAAUACUUGUUUUGGCACAUAAACUGAAAUUAGGGCAACUAUUAUAAUUUUAGUAACCAGGAAAUGGCAGAGUGAUUUCUGCCUAUUGCACCUUUAAGGAUUUCCUCUGAAUUACCAUUAAGAUAAUGGAUGAAAUGGAAAUUAAAGUUGGAAGUUGUCAAUCCCAUGCUAUUGAUUGGCUAAAAUAUUUACGUGUCAGGUGGUAUGGUGUAACUAUUCAAUUAUUGGUUAAUGAUCAACUCUUGCCUUUUAUUUCAAUCUCAAAGUAUUAAGAAACCUUUCAUAGACGCAAAGACAUCUGAUGAUCUCUCUAGUUUGAAAGUUUUGUUUACAUUUUGUCAUUCCCACAUGUUCUUGUAGAUUUCAUACAGUAGAAGCUUGAGCUUAGCUAAAUUGUAUAUCAAAGGAAACAUUACUCUUAGUGAUAUCACCUGUAUUGCAUAAUUAUCGAUUGCUGAUUAGCCAUUGAAUGUUCAAGACAUGUCAUGACUGUGUUAAAUGUUUUGAUACUCAGCUUCACAUAGCACAUUAUUAGUUAUUGUAAUAAUGUAUUAAAUCCAUAGGCAACAAUUAUAUUCAACAUUUUGUAAUGUUAUUUUUUAGAAAAUGAUUAAGUGGAAUUGCUUACAGAUGUAUCUUGCCAAAAAUGAUUGAUCAAAUUGCACUUUCACUGCACCAUUAUAUAGGUUAUUACAAGUAAAAGUAUUUCAUAUGCUUUGCUUUGCUUUGAAGAUUAAAAAAUUAUUGUAGCAAUUUUUUUUAGGACUCAUCAUGGAGGUCAUUCGAGAUCUUUGUCCUCAAAAACCUCCAAUCACUGUGAAUGAGAUCAGAGUCUAGAAGACCAUGCUGAAAUUGAGGCUGUUUUAGGACAAGCCCAAAUUAUAGAAAAGCUAUUUAGAUAAUAUGAUCAGAUGGUGAAUGAAUGACAUAGUUAAUUUGAUUUACUACCAUAACUAACUAAAUGUUUCUGGACAAAAAAAUGAUUAACUGAAAUUAGCACUUGAAAUGGACCAGGGUCUCUGAUACACACUACCAUCACGUGUCCUGAUAGUAGUUAGUAAGUUGAUAGUUUGUUGAUGUUAGUUUUUAGUAUGUGCAGAAUGAAAGAACAUGUAGAUGGGUUAAAUAUGUCUAGUUGAUGAUGUCAUUAGCUGCUUUCCAUUAUCUUCCUUUUUCAUUCUAAUGCUCUUAUUGCACCCACGCACAGCUCACACUGGCACUGCACUAGCUAUUUGCACAUGCUUCAAGUGCCUAGGCUUUUUGAAUGCUGCUUUAUUGUUCAUAUCAGUAACUGUGUCCUUGCAGACAAUUCUGCUUCUCUUACACGGCACACCUUACUUAGCACAUAUCCUGUGUGCUGUACCUUUUUGUUUUUGUCACCACGCACUGAAAUCUCAUUGUAGUUUGACUGCUUUGCAAAGUGGGAUUUGUGAAUGUGAUAUGUACACAUUAGUUUGCCAAACCAGUGUUUUCUCUCCUUUCUUUCUUGUCACUGAAUGUGUACAAAAUGCAAUAGCAAGAAAUAAAGGUAUAACAGUAAAAA